GGCUUUUGAUCAGAUGCCAGCUCGGACACAACUCAGCGCCGACGUAAAAAGUAACUUUUUGAUCGAAAUAUUGUAAAAAUCGAGUUUCGGAUAUAGGUAAAGGUACAUAUCGAACUCAGUGCGACAUAAACUUCGGUAUCGAAAUCAAACCAUUUCGUCAUGGGCUUUGAUCUAAACUGCAUUGUGGGUAACGUUGACGAGGAGCUCAUCUGUCCAAUUUGCACAGAUGUCCUGGAGGAGCCGGUCCAGUCAUCGGAAUGCGAGCACGCCUUCUGUCGCGCCUGCAUCGACAAGUGGAUGAUCCAGAAGCAGAUUUGCCCGGUGGACCGCUCCGGCCUACUGAACUCACAUCUGGUGCCCGUUUCGCGCCUCAUGCGCAACAUGCUCUCCCGGCUUAAGAUCAAGUGCAUCUUCUCGCAAAGCGGUUGUUCCCAAAUGCUGGCCCUUGAGGAGUUCCGGACCCACGUGGCCGCCUGCGAGCAUAAUCCCAAGGUGGUUGUCGAGUGCAGCAAGGGAUGCGGAAUGAAGGUUCCCAAGGACGAGAUGUCGCGCCACAACUGUGUGUUCGAACUGCGCGAGCUGGUGGAGAAACUGGUGAAAGAGGUUUCCGAUCUGAAGCUGAAGAAUGCCGAUAUGGAGGAGCAGAACUCCAGCCAGCGCCGAGAGAUGGAGCUGUUCCAGUACUAUAUCGCAGCACUGCGAUCGACCAAUCCCAUGCUGCGCAACAUUGGCGAACAGCUGGACCGCUUCUCGCUGAUGCAGUGGGGCAAUGGACUCCGUCUGGCCACCGUCCACACUUGGGGCAGUCUGAUCUCCACUCCGGACAAUCCCAUGCACCUGAUGGUGCGCGACGUUUUGCGUGAAAGCGGCUGUCCGAUGCAUAUGCUCAAUAUGCUGGUUGACCGUUGCCACGAGGAUCGCUGGCCCGAGGGUCUGAUGACGUUGGACGAUCGCCGCGAGAAUCAACAUCUUAUGAGUCAGUAUGUCACCCGAUUGGUGCCCGGUCUGGUCACCGGCAAGCCGUGUGUGGUUGUGCUGGGCGGCGACAACACCCACAUGCCGGAGAAUCUGCGCCCCAUUCUCGGACUGGUCAUGAUCUUCGUCGACGGUGUGAAUGAGAUGGUACAGCCACCGCUGUCUGACAUCGAGUUUAUGUAAGCCAAUGCUGGAUCACUUCAUCCUACUGGUAUCUUCCAUAUCUAAAUUCAUUUUGGUAACACAACACAAAAGCGCAACUGGCUGCCCGUUUUCCACGUCCUUUGUUUUGGACUGACGGUCAUGUUGCUACACUGUCUUAAAUUACACGAUCGUACUUCAAAAGUCGUCAAAAUGAAAAUAUAAAUAUGUUUCAGCAAUUCGAGUUACAUAAAUAGAAAACAAACAAAUGA
This is a messenger RNA of Drosophila mauritiana, 1388 nucleotides long. Its product is annotated as E3 ubiquitin-protein ligase NRDP1. Gene Ontology annotation, biological process: protein ubiquitination. Gene Ontology annotation, molecular function: ubiquitin protein ligase activity. NCBI's taxonomy places the organism in Eukaryota, Metazoa, Arthropoda, Insecta, Diptera, Drosophilidae. The coding region runs from base 160 to 1158 and encodes 332 amino acids. The record is from RefSeq and is a predicted model, not a curated record. The transcript has 3 exons.